This is a messenger RNA of Neopsephotus bourkii (Bourke's parrot), 3137 nucleotides long. It is a transcript of the gene CWC22, whose product is annotated as CWC22 spliceosome associated protein homolog. NCBI's taxonomy places the organism in Eukaryota, Metazoa, Chordata, Aves, Psittaciformes, Psittacidae. The record is from RefSeq and is a predicted model, not a curated record. Gene Ontology annotation, cellular component: catalytic step 2 spliceosome. The transcript has 20 exons. Gene Ontology annotation, molecular function: RNA binding; protein binding. Gene Ontology annotation, biological process: mRNA splicing, via spliceosome. The coding region runs from base 162 to 2882 and encodes 906 amino acids.
CGCCGGCUGCGCGCGCGCGUUGUGCGCCGACGUGCUCCGGAAGUGAAAGCGGUGUGGCCGUGUGCAGUGGUGGGCGAUGAAAUGUUUUUUGUCUGCUGAACUCCACCUUGGAUUGUCUCAUUGCUGCACAUUCAGAGCUUCAUAAAAAGUAGGAAGUCAAGAUGAAGAGCAGGGUUACGCAAGUAAAUCAUGGUUCCAGUUAUGAAAAGAAGGAAAACUACAGUUCGCACCGAAGAAGUCUGUCUCCAGAGGACAGGGAUGUAGAGCGUGACAGGUCUCCAUCUCCCAGAAAGAGAAGAUAUUCUGACGACAGCAGAUACGAAUAUCAUGAGUAUUCAAGAAGGGAAUACUAUGAUGACAGAACUUCAGAAGGAAGAAGGAUGGAAAGGGGUAGAGACAGACACCAUGAGAAAUGGGAGGAGAGAGAAUCUGAUCGAAGGAGGAGAAGACACUCAUCACCUGAUCAUAGGAGUCCAGAGAGGUCGACAGUCCAGAGCUCACUUGCUCAUGAUGAGACCUCUUCAAAGAAGAAGAAGGAAGAAGUGGAUCCUAUCCUUACUCGCACAGGUGGUGCAUAUAUUCCACCUGCCAAGCUCAGGAUGAUGCAAGAGCAAAUCACUGAUAAAAAUAGCUUGGCAUAUCAGAGGAUGAGUUGGGAAGCCUUGAAGAAGUCCAUCAAUGGUCUUGUCAAUAAAGUGAACGUUUCUAAUAUAGAAAAUAUCAUUCAUGAGCUCCUUCAGGAAAAUAUUGUUCGUGGAAGGGGGCUUUUGUCUAGAUCCAUUUUGCAAGCUCAGAGUGCCUCUCCAAUUUUCACCCAUGUUUAUGCCGCCCUAGUGGCAAUUAUCAACUCAAAGUUUCCAAAUAUUGGUGAAUUGAUUCUCAAGAGGUUGAUACUAAAUUUUCGCAAAGGAUAUCGCAGAAAUGAUAAGCAACUUUGUCUAACAUCCUCAAAAUUUGUUGCACACUUGAUGAAUCAGAAUGUGGCUCAUGAGGUUUUAUGUUUGGAGAUGCUCACAUUGCUUCUUGAAAGGCCUACUGAUGACAGUAUUGAAGUAGCAAUUGGAUUUAUUAAAGAGAGUGGGCUCAAAUUAACAGAAGUUUCUCCUAGGGGUAUUAAUGCAAUCUUUGACCGUCUUCGACAUAUUCUGCAUGAAUCUAAAAUUGAUAUGCGUGUUCAAUAUAUGAUAGAAGUUAUGUUUGCUGUACGGAAGGAUGGCUUCAAGGAUCAUCCAAUCAUUCCAGAGGGAUUAGAUCUAGUAGAAGAGGAGGAUCAGUUCACUCAUAUGUUGCCAUUAGAAGAUGAGUACAACCCAGAGGAUGUUCUUAAUGUUUUCAAGAUGGAUCCGAACUUUAUGGAAAAUGAAGAGAAAUACAAAAUGCUGAAGAAAGAAAUUCUUGAUGAAGGUGACAGUGAAUCUGAAGCAGAUCAAGAGGCUGGAAGUAGUGAGGAGGAUGAAGAUGAUGAUGAAGAGGAGGGAGAAGAUGGUCAGAAAGUUACUGUCCAUGACAAAACAGAAAUUAACCUGGUGUCCUUUCGUCGUACAAUUUAUCUUGCUAUACAGUCAAGCUUAGACUUUGAAGAAUGUGCUCACAAAUUGUUGAAGAUGGACUUUCCCGAAAGUCAGACUAAAGAACUCUGCAAUAUGAUACUUGACUGCUGUGCUCAGCAAAGAACAUAUGAGAAAUUCUUCGGGUUACUGGCGGGGCGUUUUUGCAUGUUAAAAAAAGAAUAUAUGGAAUCCUUUGAAGCUAUUUUCAAAGAACAAUAUGAUACCAUUCAUCGUUUGGAAACAAACAAACUGCGGAAUGUUGCCAAGAUGUUUGCUCAUCUACUGCACACCGAUUCAAUUCCCUGGAGUGUCCUUGAAUGUAUAAUACUGAGUGAAGAAACUACCACAUCCUCCAGCAGAAUUUUUGUCAAAAUAUUCUUUCAGGAACUCAGUGAAUAUAUGGGACUUCCUAAUCUAAAUGCAAGAUUAAAAGACGAAACACUGCAGCCUUUCUUUGAGGGAUUGCUGCCUCGGGAUAACCCAAGAAACACUCGCUUUGCCAUCAAUUUCUUCACUUCCAUUGGCCUGGGAGGACUAACGGAUGAAUUACGGGAGCAUCUUAAAAAUGCACCAAAGAUGAUAAUGACACAGAAACAAGAUGUUGAGUCAUCAGAUUCCUCUUCGUCUUCAGAGACAGACUCUUCCUCAGAUUCUGAUUCUGACAGCAGCAGUAGUAGCUCAGAAUCAUCCAGCAGCAGUGACUCCUCAUCUACUAGUGAUGACAGCAGUGACUCAGAUGCUCCUAAAGCCAAAAGAAAGAGAAUGCAAAAAAAAAAUAGAGAAUCUGAUAAAGGUUCCAGGAAAAAACAAGAAAGGAAAAGAAAAUCACAUGAAAAAAAAAUGAGAAGGAGGCAGCAAGAGGAAAGGAGUGAUACUGAGAGCAAAUCGGAAAGAAAUCACCGAAAGUUGAGGGAAUCGCACAGGAGAGAUGAUAUAUCAAAAUAUCAUCACAGAGUUGAGUCCAAUGGCAGAGACAGUUACCACAGUGGAAAGGAUAGGAACCGUGAAAGAAGUAAGGAUGUAGAAAAUAAACACAGUAAUUCGAAACCCAAGAAAGCAGACAGAAGAGCUUCUUUUUCUGAUGAUGAAAAUUACAGGCACUGGAGUAAAGAUAAUGAACAUCACAGUAGAAGAAGAGAACGAUCAAGAUCUGGAGAGAGAGCCCAUAAUAAUUCAAGUCCUAGAGAGGAGGAGCAAGAAGAUCGAUACAGAAAUGGUUCAGAGAGGCACAGAGAGAAGUACAACCAUUAUUCUGACCAGUACAGGGAAUCCAGAGAAUCCAGAAAGAAUGAGGACAGACGAAGAGAGAACUCCCCACACAGACGAAAAUAAUGCCUAGCCAGAGGCUGAAAUUAAUGUGCGUUUCUGAGCUGUUAAAACUGUAUCUUAAAACAUGUUACUGAACUGUCUUUGAAAACAAAAAUUUUGUACAAAGUAAUAGUUUGCAUUUGUAAAUUUUACUAGUCUUUUUCAAAUUUUCAGUAUCACUUUUUUAUAACUGUUGCAUUGAGUCUUUCUGUUAAAGUCUUCCUUUGGAAAGAUGAAGCUCUUUAUUUUGUGAAUAAAACUAUUAAGAUCUCUGUGAAA